AUGUGUUUUCUCCAACCGCCACUCCUGCGACAUAGUAUCCUACGCAAAACCUCAAUUGCAAUUCGUUUUCCGAGAUCUUCUUCGCGGAAUCUUAGCACGGGUAUUUUUGCAAAAAUCGUUAAUAUGUCUCCCAUCCCCCCCACCACCAACCCCAUCAUCAUCAGCGGGCCCUCGGGCGUCGGAAAAGGCACGCUCUACUCGCGACUCCUGGCCAACCACCCCUCGCUCUUCACCACCUCCAUCUCGCACACGACGCGGGCGCCGCGCCCCGGCGAACAGCGCGAUGUGGAUUAUUACUACGUGUCGAUGGAGGAGUUUGAGGCGAUGAUUGCGGCGGGGGAUUUUGUCGAGCAUGCGAAGUUUGGGGGGAAUAGGUAUGGGACUAGUAGGAAGAUGAUUGAGCAGAAGAGAGGGGAGGGGAAGAUUGUCGUGUUAGAUAUUGAGAUGGAGGGCGUAAAACAAAUCCACGCGCUCACCCCACCAUUCCCAGCACGCUACGUAUUCAUUUCUCCUCCCUCCACCGCGGAGCUCUCACCCUACCAAGUUCUCGAGAAGAGAUUGCGCGGAAGAGGUACGGAAAAGGAAGAAUCGAUUCAAAAGCGUUUGGAACAGGCAAAGCUGGAAUUGGAGUAUUCGAAGAAGGAAGGGGUCCAUGAUAAGAUUAUUGUGAAUGAUGACUUGGAGGUUGCGUACAAGGAGUUGGAGGAUUAUAUUUUUGGCAAGGGGGGAAAGGCCGCGGAUGAGAAGGAGGCGGGUGUUAGUGUUCAGGACUGAGGUGGAGUGGGUGGUGAGAGGAGAAAAUGGUGUUGUGGGGUGCCAACGGUAGUAUGAUUUGAGCGUGUGAAGAGAAGAUUUGCAUUGCGAGAAGUUUUCCUCGAAUGUGCAGAGGCCAUGAAGGGUCAUACUUAGAGAUUGUGUGGUUCUUCACAUGGGGUUGGGUGGACAUAGAAAAGACUUUUAUACCUAGACAAAAGAAUGCAUACAUUAUCAACCUC
Molecule: messenger RNA, 995 nt
Organism: Botrytis deweyae
Lineage: Eukaryota; Fungi; Ascomycota; Leotiomycetes; Helotiales; Sclerotiniaceae
Exons: 3
Coding region: 1-774 (257 amino acids)
Biological process (GO): purine nucleotide metabolic process
Cellular component (GO): cytosol
Molecular function (GO): GMP kinase activity
Source: RefSeq, a predicted model, not a curated record